Messenger RNA from Pseudogymnoascus verrucosus, 1925 nucleotides. RefSeq lists its product as uncharacterized. The record is from RefSeq and is a predicted model, not a curated record. The transcript is spliced from 2 exons. Lineage: Eukaryota; Fungi; Ascomycota; Leotiomycetes; Thelebolales; Thelebolaceae. Bases 570 to 1811 code for a protein of 413 amino acids.
UAUGCGCCACAUGGCCAAGCACCCCUGUAUUAUUUAUGGAGGUUUCCCAUAACUGCAGCCUCAUCUGCUUUCUGCCCUGUCCCAAACUUCGACAGAGAAUAUACUAUCUUGUGCUUUUGGGUGGCUUUUCGCGUCUAAUCUCGUCACUAAUAUGAUUUCGACUUCCCGCCGCCAAAGUAUGUGAGAUGCCACACGGGACCUAGGUCACACAUCUCAAAAGCUUCUUUGCCGCCAUGCCUGCCCCAGAGGGCAUGUCCUUGUCGUACUUUCAUUUUGCUCUUGAAACAUUUUAUCUAUUGUGGGAGCCAUCCAAGCUUUAUGAUACUACCAAAUCUUGGAAACCAGUUCUCGGCAGGGGACAAUACUUCCUUGAGAUUUUUGACAUCCCAUUUUCCCCCAAAGAGCCUACGAGGCUCGUUCUAAAAGCCACUGGUAUCGAUAAAGAUCAUGUCCAAAGAACUUUACCGACACAAGCAGUGCAUGCUGUUCUUGUAUAUUUUGGAGAAAAUAUCGAUUAUGAUAGGGAAUAAUCACUUUCUAAAAGGACUUCUUUCGCUGGCUCCCCUGCGAUGAUAUCUCAGUGGGGCAUGCCGUCAAAACAAAUCCACUGGGAAACGCACUCUUAUCAACUUUCACUUGAGUUGACCUUGAAAGGAGGAAAUGCAGUUUGGCAUGGAGGAGGUGCGGAAAAAGUUGUUAAGCCUCCUUAUAUUGAUUCCAUUUCGAUUGCCGCAGGAAUCAUUCAACGAAGACUAAGAUGUAUGAUUGUUUCAACAGAAGAUGGUCGGACAAUUUUCUAUAUUGACGCCGAGUCGAUGAUACAAGACUUAGACUUGCUAUUCGACCAAGGACAGCUUAAAAGACAUGAAUCUGAAAGGCCUUCCCCUCAAGGUGUCUAUGCUUACCACAGUGACUUCUGUGAACGCCUGCGAAACUCAAUUCAAGCAUACUUGAUUCUAGGCACGCAAGUCACUUCUGCGUCAGUCCGAAUGCAGUUACUCCUCCUUGGUUAUAGUCAUGCUCUAGUCGAAGAGUAUACCAACUUGGUUUACAGUCUCCAAGCCAAGUAUGCAAGGAACAAGGAGGGUCUUUCAGACCCACGCAGAUCGACGCUGACAGCUCCCAUGUUGGCUGAGAUCACAAGAGAUAUAUGCCUUUACGAGGGGGUAAAGGAGCGAAUCAAUGAAUUGUCCGGAGCGGUUGAUACAUUGAUCGAAUUGCUGAAAAUACUCCUGGUGGAUGCUGCCAACUAUCGUGAUUUCCGGUGCCUCGCCGUCGAGCUACAAUCGACCUGCACAGACUUAAUAAGAACUAUAACCACGCUAUCGACAACUCUAGAAGGUCACCUGAGACUAUUCGAAGUCUCUCGAGGCAUGCACGAAGCCCAGAAUGUCCGCUUGCUAAGCAUUCUAGCAAGCAUAUUUUUACCUCUAUCUCUCGCUUUUGGGGUGCUCAGCAUGCAAACAAGAUUCUCGGAUCUCCAUUAUCUGCUUUAUGACUUUUUCGGUGUUCUUGUAUUGCUUGGGACAAUUGUUGGAGUAAUUCUCAUUGCACUAAGAUCCUACCUAUGGUGGAAUAGGCUGGUAGCACAACUGGAUCGAAACCCGAUGUUUAGAAGAAACAUCAGGCCGAAGGCGCAUAUUAUGGUUCUCGUCUUUCUCGUUCUUGGAUGGGGACUCUUGCUUUCCUCAUUUCUCAUCGGCAUGAUUAAGGAUGUCGGGCUAGGACUAAAGAUCCUUGGCUAUGGAGCCAUUGCGUUCGGGGAACUGGUCUGGUUGCUCUGCUUGUUCCGGCAGGCUUUGCCUCCCUAGCUUGGUUAAUUUUUAAAGAUUAGGAAUAAUGAAUCCAGAUAAUACAGGAAGAGUAAAUAUACAAAUGCUACACUAGCCGAAGCCUCAAAGCCUCAAAGCUAUAAAAUACAAAAG